AUGCCUCUGAAAAAAGUGUACUUGGACAAUGCUGGGGCUGGAUUGAUCUCUGACGAGCAACGAAAGUCACUGGCUGAGAAUGUUCUCAAGGAUAGUAUCCUGGCUAACCCCCAUAGCACUCAUGAAUCGGGAAGGAAGACUAAUAUCAUUGUUGAAAAUGUCAGGAAUCGGUAGGAAAAAGUAAUAAUUUAAUUCCAUAUUUUAUGUUACAGUAUAUUAUCAUUCUUCGGAGCCUCGAAAUCCGACUAUUCUGUAAUUUUUACAUCAAAUACAACUCAUGCUUUGGAGAUGACUGCAAGAUUGUUUCACUACAAUUCCAAAAGCAAUCAGCCCAUCGUAGCAUCACUUCAAAGUGUCAACUGUGAGCUUUCCUAUUAUUUUAUAAUAUAAGUCUUUACAGGGAAUCACAGCGUCUUAAUGAUGUUCAAAGACUCCCACACUUCCAUACUUGGAAUGAGGAACUAUUUUCAUUACGAACAGCUGGUAGUCACCACCUAUGAGGAGCUGAAUGAUUAUUUGAAUAAUGAUCCGAAGGAUGUUGUACACAGUGAUUGUAAUCAUUUGUUUUCAAUGACCGCUGAGAGUAAUUUCUGUGGAAGAAAAUAUGACUUGGAUCUGAUAAAUCGACUGCGGAAGAGUGAGUUCGUGUUGUUUUCAAAAGAGAAAAGGGUUGCGCAAAAGUGAUCCCUUUUCUCUCUUUCUUUUUCAUUUCUGAACUGUCUCUUCUCUCGCGCUCCAACGAGGAACCCAUACACUUACCGAUAGAGACAUUUCUGAGAGGUUCGUAAAAAGAUUCGAAUGUCAUCUCUGGGGUCCAUGCAUCCUCAAACGGACAAAUCUUUCGCCUUUUACUAAAGAUUUCCGUGCAUGGGCUCGCUUAUGAGUUCUAUAAAUUUUUGGAGGUCCAUUGUCGGAUGGACUGAUAAUUUCUCCAUAGAAAACCUGAGAAUUAAAUUUCGUAAGACACAAAUUUAGACAUGGUUCCCGGACUCGGUUUAUUUUUGGCCCAACGGAAAAUCGCGGUCCAGCUAGGCCCGCUGGUGUAUUCGAAAAUGACAAAAAUUGCUAUUAGCUAGCUAAAAGAACCGCUGCUAACUGACCUGAAGUACAGUAUAACCCUCAAAUUUAGAAAUCCCCUCUCUCCAUGUUAUCCUGGACUCCGCUGCUUGGGUAGCGACUUCAAAGCUGGAUGUUACAAAUUUUGAUAUUUCUUUUAUGGCCUUCUCUUUCUACAAAAUGGUUGGAUUUCCUACUGGAUUGGGAGCACUACUUCUGAAACGAGGGCGGGAACAUUUAUUGCGUCAGAAUUACUUUGGAGGUGGAACUGUAAAUUAUAUUUCGCUUGAAGGGUUUGAAGUCGACCGGAAGGAGGAGGUUUCAACAAGGUAGAUUAUCUUUUGAUAAGUUAUGACGGUGUAGGUUUGAACAAGGAACCAUUGAUUUCUACGCAAUUGCCGCUUUAAAUUCUGGAUUUGAUGACCUUGAACGGCUUGGAGGGAUGGAACAAAUUGAGGAAGGUACAAUGAAACUUGCCGAAAAUUUUUACCAUUUCUUGUCCACGACGACCCACCACAAUGGAAGACCGAUCGCGGUGCUCUAUGGAAAUGGAUGGAAAUAUUUUGGAACGGACAAAUUGCGCUCUUACCAAGGGCCGAUUGUAAACUUCAAUUUACUCCGAGAUGAUGGAAAUGUCAUUGGUUAUGUUGAGGUAGGCCUAUUAUAGAAUCUACAUUAUUUUCAGGUGGAGAAGAUGGCAGAUUUGUACGGAAUUGACCUUCGAACUGGCUGUAUGUGUAAUCAAGGGGCCUGUUCGGAAUACCUUGGAUUAGAUGCUGAUGUAAGAAUAAGAUUGAGAGAUAGUGGGAAGGAAUGUGGAGAUGAGAUGGAUACAGUUGAUGGAAGGCCGGCUGGAUCUUUGAGGGUGUCUAUUGGAAGGUUGAAUACGAUGGAAGUAAGCGCAAUGUUGUCUGGUUAUCUUCUUUAUCAUCUUUGAUGUUGAACUGGAUAUUUUCAGGACAUUAGAUGGCUGAAGAUGAUGAUCUCGACUUGUUUUGUCAACUCCAGUCCCGAUCUUUUCACGACUUUCAAUGCUGAUGAUAUCCCCAGACUUGGAGAAUUAUCCAAGAUCUCUGUUUAUCCAUUGAAAUCAGCAUCCGCAAUGGUCGUUUCUUCUUGGAAAACUAGUAAUGGAGGUCUUAAAUGGGACCGGAAGUUCAUGGUUGUGACUAGUGAGGGAGUACCAAUCACUCAAAAACAGCAUCCGGAGAUGUGUUCAGUGAAGUGUCAGGUAGUACUCGUUGAAAUCUAAGAUUAUUUUCAAUAGUUUUCAGCAAAUUCCCUACUUUUAAAGGAUCGUCAAGGAGUGGAGAAUGACUUGGAGAUUGAUCUGGAUCGGGUUGGAAGAGAAGUCAACUCGAGAGUGUGCGUAAAAGAGUAGGUUGACAGAGUAAUACAGUGCAGCCUUGUUAACUUUUAGUAUUUCCGCUUUGGACUGUGGGGAUCUGGCCUCGGAAUGGUUGAAAGCAAUUGGUUUGCCCUCAGGCUGUCGUCUUUUACGUCUUGAUUCUGAAGAUGACAAACAAAACUUCUCGAAUCAUGCCGAUUACUUGUUAAUCAGCAAGGCUUCAAUUGAUUAUAUGGCCGAUGUUACGGGCCUGUCUUACCAUGAAGUGGAAGGUCGAUUUAGAUCCAAUUUUGUGGUCAAUUUUGGGUCGAAUUCAGCCUUUUUGGAAGACAAAAUGGAAAGAAUCUUUAUUGGGAGUACAGAAUUUGAAGUAGGUUUUAACAAAGAACGUUACAAGGAUAGCCUGCAGUUAUCUAAAGAUGAUAUUUAUUUAGGUGACUGGAAAAUGCACCCGCUGUCAGAUGAUCUGCAUUGAUCAAAAAACCGGGGAAAAGAAUCCAAAUGUAUUAAUGGCUUUGAGAAAUCUCCGAGGAGGAACUUCCAUGACAUUUGGAGUGUAUUUAAAGCAAGUAAAACAACAUGAAGCAGCCGUUAGACAAGGCCAGAAAGUGUUUGUCACAGGGGUCGUUCAAAACUCUUGA
Molecule: messenger RNA, 3045 nt
Organism: Bursaphelenchus xylophilus (pine wood nematode)
Lineage: Eukaryota; Metazoa; Nematoda; Chromadorea; Rhabditida; Aphelenchoididae
Source: the annotation of a GenBank genome assembly